AUGCGUUACGCUAUCUCCCCGAUCGCGGGCCUAGAUACCCGGGAUUUGCAACGACACUGGGAAGCGCCACAAGAUACUCGCCCAAAACGUCUCAUCGACCUCAACCUGUCUGUUGCUGCGGCACACAAACUCCACAAUGCCGGCUUGUAUAUCAACCACAGUCCUGAUAUUCUCUCGGGGGCCGAAAAAGAACAUCUCGCCAGGACCAUCACCAAUUUCUACGUCUCAAAAGGUCUACCCGCUUUCUAUGUCCGGGUACACUUUACCGAAGAUGCCCCCGGUACUGCCUUUAUCGGCGGCGAAAACCACACCAAUUAUGCGGGAAUAACGAUUUAUCAUCUGGCACGCACAUUCCAGAGUGAUGAAGCUAGACAGCGUUUCCUCUCAGGUGUUGACAAGAUCCCGAAUCCGGUGUUUGCACCCAAAGGCAUGGAUUGGGAGUACUUCAUUACAGAGUCGUCGAGAGAUCUAUGGAGGAUGAACGGUCUUGUACCUCCGGAGGCCGGAUCUGAUAGCGAGAAGGAAUAG
Penicillium canariense is the source of this 528-nucleotide messenger RNA. RefSeq names its product tautomerase family protein. The record is from RefSeq and is a predicted model, not a curated record. The transcript is spliced from 2 exons. Lineage: Eukaryota; Fungi; Ascomycota; Eurotiomycetes; Eurotiales; Aspergillaceae. Bases 1 to 528 code for a protein of 175 amino acids.